Molecule: messenger RNA, 1601 nt
Organism: Megalobrama amblycephala (Wuchang bream)
Lineage: Eukaryota; Metazoa; Chordata; Actinopteri; Cypriniformes; Xenocyprididae
Gene: ppcs
Product: phosphopantothenoylcysteine synthetase
Exons: 4
Coding region: 161-1102 (313 amino acids)
Biological process (GO): coenzyme A biosynthetic process
Cellular component (GO): cytoplasm; nucleus
Molecular function (GO): phosphopantothenate--cysteine ligase activity
Source: RefSeq, a predicted model, not a curated record
CAAUCACAACAGCUAUAGCUGCGCAUGCGCACACCCAACCACUAUAAGAUGUAGGAACUGCUGCUGAUCUGUCACACACUCAGUCCAAGUUUAUUAGGGUCAUUCGAAAGUAAAUUAUAUUCUUUCGCGUUUUAUUUGUGAGUGAGCAAACAGCUUUACAAUGGCCUCAAGUGCAGUGGAUGGAGGACUGUCUGAAGAGUUUGCGGUCCCCUCUCAUGUGGAAGAAGUCAGGAAACUCAUGGCAGAGUUUGCUGAACAUCACAGUUCGGCCGGGCGCAGAGUAGUUCUGAUCACCUCGGGAGGAACUAAAGUUCCUCUGGAAUCCCGAACGGUACGAUUCCUGGAUAACUUCAGCAGUGGUCGGCGUGGGGCAUCCUCUGCGGAGUAUUUCCUGGACUCAGGCUAUGCAGUGAUUUUUCUGCAUAGGCAUCGUUCUCUCUACCCAUAUACUCGUCUAUACACAGGGGUCAAUUUACUGGAUAGCUUACGAUUAGAGACUGGUAAGGAGGGCAAUGGUCAGAUCCUAGUGGAUCAGAACACACUUCCAAACAUUGCAAAGGUUUUAAAGCGCUAUCAGGCAGUGAAAGCAGCAGGAUUACUGCUGCCGGUGGAAUUCAACACCCUGUCAGAGUACCUCCAUCUUCUCAAAGCUGCAGCCCAAGCAUUAAGCUCCAUAGGGUCCAAGGCUAUGUUUUAUUUGGCUGCUGCUGUUUCUGAUUUCUACAUCCCAGCAUCUGAAAUGCCAGAACAUAAAAUUCAGUCCUCUAAUGGGCCACUUCAGAUAAGUAUGAAGAUGGUUCCCAAGAUGCUGUCCCCAUUGGUGAAGGACUGGGCACCUCAGGCAUUUGUCAUCUCUUUCAAGCUGGAAACGGAUCCCUCCAUCCUUUUGGAGCGAGCACGGCGUGCCUUAGAAACAUACAACCACCAGGCAGUGGUUGCGAAUGUUCUCGACACACGCCGUGGUUAUGUGGUUGUGGUCACUAAAGACACACAACACGAGCUAGUCCUCACAGAUGAGGAAGUGCAGAAAGAGGUAGAGAUAGAGGACAGGAUUGUCAGUAAUCUGACUGCAGCACACAGUCAAUUUAUGUCUCAAGUAUGAAAAACCUUGCUGUGAUUUCAUAGCAUGUAGGCUCAAGUUGCUCUUUCAGGCAGAUGUGGGAUGUUUUUUGUUGUCUUGUAAAGAUUAUGGUUCAAAUUUGAACAGAGAAGCUUAUCCUGAAACUUCUGUUUGUUGUCAUUCCGAAUGAUGUCUGCAAGUUCGGAAACUUUUCUGGUGUGAAAUUCAGUUGCUUAUUACCGAUCUAAUAAUUUCCUUUAUGUUAAUGUCCUCUGUACUAACGUUAUUUUAGCUACAUUCUUUGGCCUUUAAUCAUAGUUUAAAAACAAACUGAUAUAAAUGUAUGUUUCACUAGCUAUCAUCCUAAACUUGCAUUUGCUUAGUAUCUUAUUACUAAGCAAUAUGUUCUUAUUAAUCAACUUUGAGUCUAUCUGCAACAAAUCACACUUUAACAGCUGCUGAUGUAAAAAUAAAUUUUAAAUUAUAAAUAAUGUAUACAAAUGUUUCUGCAAUAAAGUACUUUUGAAGUACAUUUUCUGAA